Cuscuta epithymum is the source of this 2920-nucleotide messenger RNA. The record is from the annotation of a GenBank genome assembly. NCBI's taxonomy places the organism in Eukaryota, Viridiplantae, Streptophyta, Magnoliopsida, Solanales, Convolvulaceae.
GUGAAGACCAAAAUCCAUUCGCUUUCAAAUAAAAUAGUCAUUUCAUAGCCAAUUUAUGAAUUAUGAUUAGAGAUGACAAUACAAAUUUUAAGAAUUCUCCAAUCCUUCUUCACAACCUUGGUCUUCUUAGUAGCUUCUAUUGGGACCUCCAUAUCUCAUCCAUUGGAUAAUCUGAAUCCCCACGAAAUAAACAAAACAAGAGACAUUAUUCUCCACUCCAACAUCCGUUCCCUCUCUAACAUAACUUUCAGUUAUAUUGAUCUUGAAGAACCAGAGAAGAACGAUGUGAUAACCUGGUUAUCAUCAUCCUCCAGGAACAAAUCUUUUCCCUAUAGAAAAGCCAGGGCAGUGGUCCGGACAGACGGCAAGACUCGCGAAGUUGUUGUGGACUUGAUCAUGAACUAUAUCGUCUCAAAUGAAGUGUAUGGCGGGUAUGGGUUUCCGCCGUUCACUGUAGAUGAACUCAUUCAAGCCAGUACGUUGAUCAUGAACGAUUCCCGGUUUCAAGACUCGAUCAAGAGGAGGGGAUUGAAUAUAUCUGAGGUUGUUUGUACACCUGUCUCACCAGGAUGGUAUGGAGAGAGAACAACUACAAGGGUUCUAAUGAGUUCUUGUUAUUCAUCGGAGGGAACUUCAAAUUUUUGGAGUCAUCCAAUCGCAGGGAUCACAGCGUUAGUAGACAUCGACUCGACGAAGAUGAUUAGUUACACAGACAGGGGAAUAUCACCUCUGUUCACAGGCGGAACAACAGACUCGGAAUCAGCAAACGGUCGUGAUUCGCCGUUAAUAACCUGUAAUGGGACCGAAUCGAAUAUUCAUUUAAAUGGGAGUGUGGUGAAUUGGAAGAACUGGGAGUUCCAUGUUUCGUUCAACGCCCGUUCCGGCUUGGUUAUAUCGACAGCUUCUAUAUUCGACACAACCAAACAGCGCUUUAGGCGUGUGCUCUAUAGAGGUUUUGUGUCAGAGACAUUUGUUCCGUACAUGGACCCCACGCCUGAGGAGUAUUUCAAGACGUAUAUGGAUUUGGGCGAAUAUGGGUUUGGGGCGACGGCUAGCUCUCUUGUUCCGCUUCUUGACUGUCCGGCUAACGCCGUGUAUAUUGACGGCUACAUCGUCGGAGUGGACGGUCAGGCAUUUCCUAUCCCAAAUGCCAUUUGUAUUUUUGAACAUUAUACGGGACAAGUUUCUUGGAGACACACAAACUAUGGAGAUGGAACCAACCAGGUAACAAAUGGACAACAAGAAGUGAACCUUAUUGCAAGAAUGGUGGCUACUGUUGGAAAUUACGACUACAUACUUGAUUGGGAGUUCAAACAAAGUGGAUCCAUAAAGAUUGGGGUAAGCCUAUCUGGAGUGCUUCAGAUGAAGGGCGUGCCAUACGCGACAAGUCAAACGGUGAAGGAGGAUGUUUACGGAACCUUAGUUGCAAAUUACACUGUCGGAAGCAACCAUGAUCACUUCGUCACGUACUAUCUUGACUUAGACAUCGAUGGCCACUCCAACUCAUUUGUUAAAGCCAAAAUGAAGCCCGAGGCAGUGACUGAUCCUACGUUGUCGCCUAGGAAGAGUUACUGGAGAGUGAUCAAGGAGACCGUACCGAGGGAAGCGCAGGCUCGGGUUCGCCUCGAUUCCGAGCCUGCCGAGUUGUUGAUUGUUAACCCGAUCGAACAAGAAAACGGAGUUAGGGAACCAUGUGGGUUACAAGCUGGUUGCCGGACCGUCGGCUUAUUCUUUGCUUUCCGACGAAGAUUAUCCCCAGAUUCGGGCAGCCUAUACUAAGUAUCAGGUAUGGGUGACUCGAUAUAACGCGUCCGAGAAGUGGGCUGCCGGACUUUAUACAAUCCAAAGCCAUGGAGAUGAUGGAUUAGCUACUUGGAGCCGAAGGUAUAGUAUAGUACGGAGUACUUAAUUAUUUAUGUUGGUGCCUAGCUUGGUGGCAAUAUAUGUUCAUUGUUCUUAUUUUCUUUGAAUAUAGUCCAGCAAUGCAUAGAGAAAAGCUUUAAAAUAGAUAUACGGAGUAUGUUUUAAUAUCUUCAUAAUUUAUGAAAAAGUUAUAUUUAAAACACAUAAAUUUGAGCUAAAAUGUUUUUUUUACUCCAGGGGACUUUUCCCCGAAGGGGGCUGUCGGUCAAAUUUAAUCAGGUCUGAAACUCACUUUAUUGAAUUUCGAACACGAGACCUCCCGUAAGGGUGACUGGGUGAGUGAGUCGGCGACCAGCUGGGUUGGACCGCUUCCUCUAAGCCAAAAUGUUCUUUACACUAACUUUAUGGUUACCCGAAAAAGUUCUUAAAAUACGGAGUAGAAGUUACCUGAAAAAGUUUUCAAAAUAGACAUAUGGAGUACUAUUUGUUUAUUGCACGAUUAAAUCUGACAACAGGCAUAUCCGAAAAAACUAAAAUUGAAAGUUUCACUACAUAACCUCGUUAAAAUGAGUGUAAUUAAGUUGAACUAUUCAUAUAAUUAAGCAAUUUCUCAGGUUUGUCUCUACCAUAUAUAUUGACUGACUUGCUUUGAGGUUGGUUAUGCUAACUAAAAACUUUAAUUAUUUGAUUGGUAUUUUAUUUGCAGGAAUAGACCAAUUGAAAAUAAAGAUAUUGUGUUGUGGUACACUUUGGGAUUCCAUCAUGUACCAGUCCAAGAAGAUUUUCCGGUGAUGCCAAUUGUAUCGGUAGGGUUUGAGCUAAGGCCGGCAAACUUUUUUGAAAGUAACCCAUUCCUUAGAAAAUGAUGUACUUUAUGAAUCAUGGUAGUAGCAUUCACAAGAAGCAUAAUAUAUAUGCGUGGUCCGACAUAUGUACUCAUUCACUCUUAUGAGAUGCAUUUGACAGAUCAAUCCCUUAAAUUCUGCCUAUCAAACACAGUCCUAGAAAUAAAUAUACUCUCUAUGUCACAUUAUACUCCGUAUAUCUUAAUUAUUGC